This is a messenger RNA of Paramisgurnus dabryanus, 1510 nucleotides long. It is a transcript of the gene eed, whose product is annotated as embryonic ectoderm development. The record is from RefSeq and is a predicted model, not a curated record. Lineage: Eukaryota; Metazoa; Chordata; Actinopteri; Cypriniformes; Cobitidae. Gene Ontology annotation, molecular function: protein binding.
CACACGUUUUGCUUUUUGGCAGUGUGGCACAGUUAGAGGAAGAUGAGGAGGAAGAUGUCUGAAUCUCACGCCGAGGCGGGAAACGAGAUGCCGAGUAAUAAAAAACAGAAAUUAAGCAGUGAUGAAAAUAGCAACCCCGAUCUGUCUGGAGAUGAAAACGAUGAUGCCGUCAGCAUUGAAAGUGGCACCAACACAGAACGGCCAGAUACCCCAACAAACACUGCUAAUGCCCCGGGUAGAAAGAGCUGGGGCAAAGGCAAGUGGAAGUCCAAGAAAUGCAAGUAUUCCUUCAAGUGUGUCAACAGUUUAAGGGAGGAUCACGGGCAGCCUUUGUUUGGUGUUCAGUUUAAUUGGCACAGCAAGGAAGGAGAUCCGCUUGUGUUUGCCACCGUCGGCAGUAACAGAGUCACUUUAUACGAGUGUCAUUCUCAAGGAGAGAUUCGUCUCCUGCAGUCAUAUGUAGAUGCAGAUGCAGAUGAAAACUUCUACACUUGCGCUUGGACCUUUGACACGAGCACCAGUCACCCGCUGCUGGCUGUGGCCGGUUCUCGCGGUAUCAUUCGCAUCAUUAACCACAUCACCAUGCAGUGCGUCAAACAUUACGUCGGCCACGGUAACGCAAUCAACGAACUCAAGUUUCAUCCCAGAGAUCCCAACCUUCUGCUGUCAGUUAGUAAAGAUCACGCUCUGCGCCUGUGGAACAUCCAGACAGAUACUCUGGUGGCCAUAUUUGGAGGUGUUGAGGGUCACCGUGAUGAGGUCUUGAGCGCGGAUUUUGACCUUCUCGGUGAUAAGAUUAUGUCAUGUGGCAUGGAUCACUCGCUCAAGCUGUGGAGAAUAAACUCUGAGCGGAUGCAGAAAGCAAUACGUGGUUCUUAUGAGUAUAAUCCAAGCAAAACUAACAGGCCUUUUGUGUCUCAAAAGAUUCACUUCCCAGACUUUUCCACCCGAGACAUCCACAGGAACUACGUGGAUUGUGUCCGCUGGCUUGGAGAUUUGAUUCUCUCAAAGUCGUGUGAGAAUGCAAUUGUGUGCUGGAAACCUGGGAAAAUGGAAGAGGAUAUUGACCGCAUCAAAGCAAACGAGUCCAACGUGACGAUUCUCGGCCGCUUCGAUUACAGCCAGUGUGACAUUUGGUACAUGCGCUUCUCUAUGGACUUCUGGCAAAAGAUGCUGGCUCUGGGAAAUCAGGUGGGGAAACUCUACGUUUGGGACCUGGAAGUGGAAGAUCCUCAUAAAGCAAAGUGUACCACGCUCACGGUUCCUAAAUGCACGUCGGCCAUCAGACAGACGAGCUUCAGCAGGGACAGCAGUAUUCUCAUCGCCGUGUGUGAUGAUGCAUCUAUUUGGCGCUGGGACCGACUGCGCUGAAAUAUUCUCACUAGUCAGAUGAUUGCUUAGCGGAUUUUCUUGUCCUUUGCUUUUGAGUUUGUUCACCUCAGCUUUUGUUUUGUCUUUUUUUUUAUUAGUUGUACUGUUUGACAAUAAUAAAAUCUAUUUUUCUAUGCCA